GGAAUCCUGGGAAAAUGAGUUUCCCUCCUCCCCGUAGCCUCUGCCUUAAAAGCACUUCCUUUUCCGCCUUCGCAAAGCUUCAUGGGAAACCGAGUGUGUAAAAUCUCGGUUGCUGUAGUCCUCAGCUGUUUAGCGUCCGUGUCCGCGGUGUGUGUGAUAACUCCAGCGUCUCACAGCGCUUUAGAUUCGUUCCGGAAACUGAAACCGAUUUAAAAGUCGAGAUGGCGGACGAGCAGGAGAUCAUGAGCAAGCUGGAGAACAUUAAAGAGAUCCGCAGUAAGACGGUGCAGAUGGAGAAGCUGAAGACGCGUCUCCGCUCCGAGUUUGCGACGCUGGAAAGUGAGGAGAAACACCUGCGAGAGUACAAACAGGAAAUGGAGCUGCUGAUGCAGGAGAAGAUGGCGCACGUCGAGGAGCUCCGCCUCAUCCACUCUGACAUCAACGUGAUGGAGAACACUAUAAAGCAGUCGGAGUGUGAUCUGAACAAGCUGCUGGAGUCGACUCGGAGACUGCACGAUGAGUACAAACCGCUGAAGGAUCACGUCGACACCCUGAGAGCGGCGCUCGGCCUGCGGAGGCUUCCGGAACUCUGCCGGGAGGAGGAGCGGCUGACCCUCGAUUACUUUGAGAAGCAGAAAGCCGACUGGAAGACGGAACCUCUGGAGCCUCCAAUCCCAGAAUCCUUAGCGGCGGUGGCAGCGGCAACAGCCCAACAGCUUCAGGCGGCAAGGAAACAAGACGCACGACAGCCGGCAACCACGUUCCGACAACAACCGCCACCCAUGAAGGCGUGUCUUUCGUGUCAUCAGCAGAUCCACCGGAACGCCCCGAUCUGUCCUCUGUGUAAAGCCAAGAGCCGCUCGCGCAACCCCAAAAAACCCAAGAGGAAACCCGACGAGUAACACACACACACACACACACACACACACACAGUUUAAUUACACCGUAGAUUACUACAGUAUCACACUCAUCCUGUCAUUUUUCCUCUUCGGAUGUUUUUAUCGUUUAAUCUGUAGAGAUUUCUGUCAUUUUUACGGAAUCACGUGUUUAUUAUUAUUAUUCUUUCAUUUGUGUGUAAUAGCAGAUGAAUAUCAGAUGAAAGCCUUCGCUGUGCCGGUGUGUGUUCACGUGUUCAGAGACGAGACGCAGCGAGUGUGUUGCGGAUAUUUUCGUCGCCAAUGACUGAUAAUAACGUUUCUCUCUUCUUUUUUUUUUUAAUGAAUUUGCCUCCGUGUGUUAGUUUUUUUAAACGAGAUAUUAAAAUCCGCUCUCUUAAUUUAUCGUUUUUGUAUUUUUAUUUAUCUUUAUUUUUAACGUGUGCUGUAGUCAUUUUUGUGCAUUUCUCCGUUAAGAAAUCUUUUUAGCUGUCUUUUAAAGCCUUUAGUGUUUUUUUUGUGAAAAUGUUCUUUAAAUUACUUUAAAUUCUUUCCUUCUUUUUUAAAAAAAAACCUGUUUACACUUUUGUCUCGUCUUCAGAACAUUAACGAUGGAAACGUGGCGUGAACUCGUGCGUAAAAUUUGUGCAAUUUUGUAAAAAAUAUUUUUCUGUUGUUUUUUUUUCCCGCUUGCGUUGUUUUCGGAUGUUUAAAUAACUGAUUGUUUUUAACCUCGUCUCUUUUUUUAAUGUGUUCUCUGAACGUAUCCCGUUUCUUUGUUUUGUUUACGUCGUCAUUUUAUCUUUCCAUCAAAGAAAUGUGUCUCCUCUCUCUUUCUCUCUCUUUCUCUUUGUUUUAAAGUCUUUACAUGCUGUACAUGUACACGAGAAGCGCGUUUCUCAGUAAACACCCGUCCCUCUGUCUCCGUCUCAGUCUUUAUUGAUCUCUUUACAGCAUGGGCCGUGUGUCCUUCAUACUUUUGGGGACCGUGAAUACAUGACAAAAAAAAUAAUUCAGACGAAACAAAAACAUAUAUCGAAGGUCGUACGUAACAAAGACACCCGAUCCCCGAACAAAAUGGCUGCCAUUUCAAAGAUAAAAUAUAAUGAUAUGUAAUAAAAUAAUGCACUGUAUAUGAAUAUAAUAUAAGAAAAAAUAUGUCACUAAAGUUUAAAACUAUCCUAAAAUAAAAAAGUAGCUUAAAUAAAACAAAAACAAGUGUUCCACAGUGUGUGUGUGUGUGUUAGU
Messenger RNA from Ictalurus furcatus (blue catfish), 2123 nucleotides. RefSeq names its product zinc finger, C4H2 domain containing (gene zc4h2). Lineage: Eukaryota; Metazoa; Chordata; Actinopteri; Siluriformes; Ictaluridae. Bases 222 to 902 code for a protein of 226 amino acids. The transcript is spliced from 5 exons. Gene Ontology annotation, biological process: positive regulation of neuron differentiation. The record is from RefSeq and is a predicted model, not a curated record. Gene Ontology annotation, cellular component: nucleus.